Cladocopium goreaui is the source of this 855-nucleotide messenger RNA. The record is from the annotation of a GenBank genome assembly. Lineage: Eukaryota; Dinophyceae; Suessiales; Symbiodiniaceae.
AUGGGCAUGGGUGGUGGCAUGGGUGGUGGCAUGGGUGGUGCGAUGGGAGGUGGAAUGGGUAGCGGAAUGGGCGGUGGCAUGGGUGGCAUGGGUGGUAUGGGUGGAAUGGGUGGAAUGGGUGGAAUGGGAAACAUGGGGGGCAUGCCGAUGAUGGGCAUGGGUGGUAUGCCUAUGAUGGGUGGCAUGAAUCCAAUGGCCAUGAUGAACAUGGCGGCCAUGAUGAACAUGGCCAUGGGCAAUGCAGAUGAAGAGGAGGAGAAGGUCGCCCGGCCGCCUCCAGAUCCCAUCGAUCCUCGAGUCAAAGAGAUCUGUCGACAUUUUGGCAUCGACGAUAAGAUCUGCGAAAAACUGAACAAGGCCAUGAAGACCAGAGAAGAUUAUGAUGAGGACAUGCAGGUUUUAUGGCAUAUCAUGGAGAAGGGCGCCAAGAACAACAAAAAAUCCGUAGAUGUGAUGCUCGUGAAGAUCCGUGAGCUCAACAAUGGCAGUUUCAUUGGGAAAGACUUGUUGGAUCCAGAGAUCAAAGACUUUGCGUGGAAGUACAAUUUGGAUGAUCAGCUCCUACACAGAUUAAUCAAGACCAUGAAGAUUCGAGGGAAGCACAAAUCCCAGGAUCUGAAAGACAUGGAUGAGCGGAUUGGCAACGCCAAGCACCCAUCGGGGCUUCUAGUUCGAAUGUUGGAAGGCCUUGAGGAAAAUGGAAAGAUGCCUCCUGCCCCUGGCUGGCUCCACGCACGUCAGGCUCGAGAAGAGUCUGAAGCCAAGGAGAAAGCUGAAAGGGCAGCGGCCGACAGGAAGUCGCGGUCUCGGUCUCGGUCCAAAUGACGCGAUGACGCGAUGACGGUUGGAGCGUUG